AUGGGAGUGGCGGCGACAGCGUCGAGGGAGAUCAAGGCAGAGAGACUCCGUCGUGCUGUUGAGCCACUAUUCCAGCUUGCCACCCCUCUUGUUGAAGAGAAGGUGGAGAGUACAGGAGCCCCGGUGGUGUUAUCGCCGCUGCAGCUGCGGAUGCCGCUGCAAUUUCUGGAGCCAUUUGAUGUUCCCAUCGUUGCACACUCAAUACGGGAAAUGGAGUUUUACUUCCGUCUACCGCAGCACGAAGAGAGGCCUUCGGCAAGCCCAGAGGAGGUACCUUCACCAUCGGCCGGGAAAUUCUGUAUUUCCUUGGAUGCAGGAGACACACCGGACUGUUUUCUCUGUACGCUCGAGCAGCAGCGGCUUCUUUCAUCCCUUAAUCGUUGGGCGGAGAGGCUUCCGCCCCCUCUGCAAAUGUGUCUGCGUGCUGUCUUUGUCCUACAGCAUCCUCGCGAUGGUGCAACGCGUUCUUGGGAGUGUGAUUUCCACGUGACGCUUUUGUUGCGCAGAGAUUCGGCGCGCUUCGGUGAGCAAAGCCCACUGUGUGGACCCUCGCAACCGGAGGGUACUCUUUCUUUCGAGGAGCAGCAGCUGGUGGAUGCGGUGCUCUCUGCAGCACCCCUGGCGAAGCGUCUUGGUGUUGCGACACUGUGCGAUGAUGGUUCUCUGUGUUGCCUGUACCCACGCCCACGACGUGUGGACUUUACGAUGGCGUCAGAUGCUGCGAGGGCGGAGGUUGUCUCAUGCGCUGCGCUCCACGGUCCUUCUGGGCAGUCCGUGACUGCAGCCCUCCCAUUUAUGCACAGCAGCAUCGCCACGACCCUCGGUGCGCAUGACAUGACUUCCUUGGAGCAGCCAUCGCCGUCUGUGUGGCGCCACGCAAUGGCCAUGGAGGCGGCUGGCUCUCUCUUGCUCACCUUCACCGACACUCUGCAGUAUGGCGGCGGCACCAUCGUGGUGCUUGCUGGUGAUGAAAGCUGUCCUCAACGCGGUGUGGCAGCUUGCCCUCCUUCGAGUGGCGCACGCCUGCUAGGUGAGGCUCUUUCACAGUGGCUUUUCCGUCUACCGAAUGUAUCUCUCGUGCGUGUUGCAAGAAAAAGCGAGCGGGCUGAAGGAAAAAGUCCCUCCGUGGAGAUUGCGGGGGUGACUUCCGAGGCCGAAAUUCCAGCGUUAUGGCUCUGCCUCGUUGACAGUGACGCGGAUGUGGCUGCGGUGGCAGAUAUUGUGGAACACAGCGUUGCGCUCCUGCAGAGAGAGUCGUUGGUGGAACCAAAGCGAGUUGUGCUUGUGCAGCUUGCUGUGGACGGGGAUUUCCAGCUUCUGGCGACUGCCCUCCAAUGUGCCAUGCGCGGAUUGGAAGGGCGUUUUCACCUUCGCGUUGACAGUGGGGCUGUGGACAUUGAUCCAUGGACUGCCGCCGCUGUUGGCUACGCCGUGGUGGAGCUUUCAUCAUCUGCGGUAUCGUGA
Molecule: messenger RNA, 1464 nt
Organism: Trypanosoma grayi
Lineage: Eukaryota; Euglenozoa; Kinetoplastea; Trypanosomatida; Trypanosomatidae
Exons: 1
Coding region: 1-1464 (487 amino acids)
Source: RefSeq, a predicted model, not a curated record